AUGGCGGUAGGUCUUGGAUCCAAAGCUGCCGACGAGGAGGCGCGCGCGGAGGUUGAGGUGCUCAAUUCGCGGUUGGAGAAGACCAGUCAAUUGAGCAAGAAGAUACAAGCGUCCCUGUCCCGCCUCGAGUCAAACGGAAAGUCGAUGCAGGAUGCUAUCGGCCCAGUCUAUGGCAAUACCCAAAGACUGCAGGUCCUGGGAUCAAAUAUCGAAGGAAUCCUCUCAGCGAUUGAAAAAAUUAGGCUGCCCUCGGAUAUCAAGAACAGUGAGGAGGAUGUUAUUCGCAAAGGACCAGAAAAGGCUGGUUUAUCAGCGUUCCUUACUUCCGUCAAAAAUGUCAACAAAGCCCUCGCUGAUAUGAAACGAACAAACCUUCGAUCGAAUCAACAAUCAUUGGCGGAUCUCAGCAGACUCCUCAAAUCCGGCAAUACCCAACUGGAAAGCUACUUUGCAAAGAUCCUACAGGAAGAGUCGAGACCUAUCGAGCCACUUCACUUUGUUACCAAAGACAAGCCAUUCCCUGCUCUGGGCCAGGAUAAGAUGACUCUCCUAGGUCUGAUUAACUCAUACAUUGCCUCGAGCACCAGACAGAACGGACUUGGUGGGGAUUCGCCAAUGUUGCAGGCAUACGCAAGUGUCCGGGGCCCAUAUCUCAUUUCGACCCUCCAGAACCUCGCCUCUGCAUCGGUCAAUACCGCAAAGAAGAAAACGCCCGACGCUGUUUAUCGACAGGGUACAAAUGGCAUAGGGACGUAUGCGAAGGGAAUGGAAGCGGCUUUCGUCGCCGAAUACGACAACAUAUGCAGUCUUUUCGCCCGAGACGAAUGGAGCAAGGUAUUCAACCUAACUUGCCAGGGAGCUAUAUCAGAACUUGCUCGGACCCUUCGAGAACUGAAUGCACAUAUCAAGGCCAAUCUGAGCACUGAUUGCUAUCUUGCUUACGAGAUAAUGGAGAUCAUGACGGGUCUCUCUGCGAGCCUUGAUAGUAGGACAGGCGAGCUGAAGCCUUCCUUUGCGGCAGCAUUGAAGCCCAUCCGAGAGACGGGAAAAUCAUCGCUGGCCGAUUUACUAGAGGACACACGCCGUCGCAUAAACGGACUCCAAGCUAUGCCCCAGGAUGGUUCUCCCCUACCAGUUGUGACGGAGACGAUGACUCGACUGCAGACUAUGGUCGAUUUUCUGCGUCCGAUAUCAAGUAUUAUGAUCGCCAUUGGGGACGGGGGGUGGAAGGCGAAUGCGGCACCAGGAAAUACUUCAGACCAGAUCCCGAGCCUGAAGUCAUUCGAUAUUUCAGCAGACGGCAAGCAGAUCUUCGCCCACUAUUGUAUAGACACCAUCGACACGCUCCUGACGUCCCUGGAGCAGAAAGGCAAAGUGCUUAUCAAAAGCAAGCCAGCCUUGGGUGUCUUCAUAGCUAAUAGCGCCACCGUUGUCGAUCGCAUGAUUCGGGGUUCAGAUCUUCAGCCUCUCUUGGCGUCUCGCAUGGCCGAUGUCGACAAGUGGCGCAAGACUGGCGUUCAAAUCUACACCCUUGGAUGGCGUGAGCCAUCCACACAUCUCCUUGACGUGCAGUACACGAACCGUGGUCGACCAUCUUCCGGCGGUUCUGCUGGCAUCGACUCAUCGGCCAUGCACAAGGGGCUCAGCAGCAAGGACAAAGAUGCCAUUAAGGAGAAGUUCCGGUUAUUCAACGUCAGCUUUGACGAGCUGGUGGCUAAGCACAAGAGCCUCUACAUGGAGCGAGAAGUUCGAGAGAUCCUGGGCCGACAAGUGCAGCAGAUGAUCGAACCGCUGUACUGCCGCUUCUGGGAUCGAUAUCACGAGAUUGACAAAGGCAGGGGGAAAUAUGUCAAAUACAACAAAGCGGAAAUCUCGGGGGUAUUCUUGAGCCUGGGGUAA
Amorphotheca resinae ATCC 22711 is the source of this 1899-nucleotide messenger RNA. RefSeq lists its product as hypothetical. The coding region runs from base 1 to 1899 and encodes 632 amino acids. Gene Ontology annotation, biological process: exocytosis. NCBI's taxonomy places the organism in Eukaryota, Fungi, Ascomycota, Leotiomycetes, Helotiales, Amorphothecaceae. The record is from RefSeq and is a predicted model, not a curated record. Gene Ontology annotation, molecular function: phosphatidylinositol-4,5-bisphosphate binding. Gene Ontology annotation, cellular component: exocyst. The transcript has 3 exons.